UCUCUCUCUCUCUCUCUCUCUCUCUCUCUCUCUCUCUCUCUCUCCCUCCCUCCCUCUCUCUGAUAUGAUAUGUUUAUGACCGUCAGAGUCCGCGGUUGCACCGGCGGACUGCCUGGGCGUGCUCCGCUCCCGCGCGGCUAGAGGACGGGCAAGGGGACGGACACGGGACCUCGCGAGCACGCGCGCGCCAUGGCUUGCGGGGAGACCGCGGUAGCGGGUUUUCUGACCGUCAGCCGAGAGAUGACAGAGAGCAUCAGAAGAGUGAUUGACAAACCUUCCCUAAAGUUGGCCAGAGCUGUGAAAGCAGAGAGCCGGGGCAGGACAGACGACCGCAUCCUGGUGUUGUCAAUGUGGAGGCUUUACCUCAUGUCUCCCAAAAUACCCACUAAGGUGGAGCAGACGUUUAACUUCCUAGAGAUUCGCGCCAUGAACCUUCAACCAGAGCACCGGGUUGUCAUAGAAACAGAAAAGUCCACCUGCUCCCUCAGGUUGCAGUCGAGCGACCACCUGGGUCAGCUGCUCGGUCAUGUGAACGUCGCUCUCUCUCGAAUCUUCAACAACUCCAUCUACGCUCCAUCUUUCUUUCAGACAGAUGGAGAUGUCUCUGACGCAGGGCAUAAAUUUUCUCCAAAUUCCGAAACAUCAGUGGAGACGCAGAGAACGUGUGGGGGGUUCUCGGAGACGUACGCGGCUCUAUGCGACUACAACGGCAUCAGCUGCAAAGAGGAGAUCCAGUGGGACGUGGACACGAUCUAUCACGCCCAGGACAACAGGGAAUUAAACUUGCUGGACUUCGGUCACUUGGAGAGCAGGGACCUCGCCGUGAUCGUGGCGGCUAUGGCCUACAACACGUGGUUCACCAAGCUCUCGUGCAAAGACUUGCGCUUAAGCUCAGAGGUAGUGGAGCAGGUCCUUCACACAGUCAGUAAGUCCAGCAACCUGGAGGAGUUAACAUUGGAGAAUGUCGGCCUCAAAGCGGAUUUCCCCCAGAAGUUGUCGGUGGCUCUGUCUGAGAACCCAGCGUCUGUGCUGCACUCCCUCAGCCUGGCCCACAACGCGCUGGACAACCAAGGAGUGUCCAAUCUCAUCCCACAGCUGUGUCGGCUCAGGAAAGGCCUGCGUUCUCUCAGCCUCUCCAAGACCUCGCUGUCCUCUAAGGGAGUGGCAUCCCUGACUCAGGCUCUCUGCUCCAGUGACGACUACUCGAGCUCUCUGCUCCACCUGGAUCUGAGCAGGAACCCUGGCAUGUUGUCAGGAGAGGACGCCACGAAUCUCUACCUGUUCUUGGCUCAGCCCAACUGUCUGGUGCAUCUAGACGUGUCAGCCAGCGACUGCGCCGUGGACCUGCUGUUUGGUGCUCUGCUCCGGGGCUGCUGUUCUGACCUGUCCUACCUGAACCUCUCCAAGAACUCCUUCUCUCCCAGGAAAGUGAGAGAGACCCUCCCCACCUUUCGGCAGUUCUUCAGCUCGGCGUUCAGCCUCUCCCACCUCAGCCUGGCCUCCAUGAAGUUGCCCCCAGACAUGCUGAGGGCCCUGUUCCUGGGACUAUCCUCCAACCCCCACAUCUCAGACCUGCACCUGGACGUCAGCAGCUGCGAGCUCCGGUCAGCAGGAGCAGCAGUAAUACAGGACUUGUUUCCCCAAUUGUCCUGCAUCAGUACUCUGGACAUUUCGGAUAAUGGCCUGGACUCCGAUCUCCUCUCUGUCAUCCCUGCUUUCUCCCGACAUCUGUCUCUCAAGAACCUGCACCUGGGAAAGAAUUUCAAUGCCAAGGGCAGGGUGCUGGAUGAGAUCCUGCAAAAACUGGUGCAGCUUAUACAAGAAGAAGAGUGUGCCCUGCAGAGUUUGUCCCUGGCUGACUCCAGGCUCCGGUCCCGGGGGGCCGUGCUGGUGAACGCCCUGGGUAGCAAUGUGUGCUUGCGAAAGGUUGACCUGAGCGGCAACAGCCUGGACGACGCCGGGGCGCGGAUGCUCAGCAAGUCCCUGCAGACAAACACCACGCUCAGGAGUGUGACGUGGGACCGGAACAACACCUCAGCCGUGGGAUUCCAGGAUGUAGCCCGCUCUCUGGAACAUAAUUUCACUUUGCAGUACAUGCCUGUCCCACUCAGCGAUGUCACACAAGCGUACCGCAGUGCCCCCGGGAAGACAGAACAGGCGAUGAUGAAAAUCCAGCGUGCCCUGCUGAGGAACAACCAAUCCCAGCGCUUCUCUGAGAAACAGGCUCUGCGGCUUCACCAGGGCCUUCUCACCAGCUCCACCGAGCAGGUGAUGGACCGUCUGUGUAUGCGGGUGCAGCAGCAGGUGUGUUGUUUGAGAGCGUCCUCUGAGAGCAAGGAGCUGCAGGCCGCCAGGCAGGUCCUGAAGGAGGCCAGGAACUCCCGUGCGCUUUACCCGUCUCUGUGCGAGCUGGCUCACGUGCUGUCCGUUGACGGGCCCGUCCGACAGAAGCUGGAGGCUCUCUCUGGAGAAGUGGCCAAGGCUGCAGACAAGGAACUCCAAGUGAUCGUGGACUCCAUGGUGUCCCUGUGUCGGGAGCUGUGUCCCCUGUCGUCCACCACCGCGGAGAACCUCUCACCUGGUCUGUCCUCCAUCUCUGAGCGUGUGUCCAUCCCUCGUCUCGCCAUCCGCACGGCCCUGACGGAGAGGGCAGCACAGGACAUCAACCAAGCCCUGGAGGAGGUCAAGCUGACGGCCGUGUCAUACCUCACCAACUCCAUUAUGGACCAGAUACUUCAGGAGCUCUAUGCCACGCACAAGACCUUGCUCCAUCAGGUCUCGCUGGCGCGGCAGCUGGAGGAUAGCGUCACUGUCAGUCGCGCUCUUCGUCAUGCCGACGGCCUGGACACCACAGAGGAAGACUUUGCCAUCUGCAUAGACACAAUAGCCAUAAAGAAGCGGAGUUCCAGAAUGAGGCGCAUCCGUCCCGUCUCCACCAGGCUGAGCCUAGGUGACGACCCACCCUGCUCACCUUCACCGUCCAUGCCUCACACGGCUCCACCCCUUUCACGCUCAGCCUCUCUGGAAACCCUGGCCUCCCUGCCUACCCAGGGUGCACCUCUACGCCACGUGACCCACUUCAGGCCCCGCCCUCCGCGGAAGCACAGGCCUGGCCACACCUCCGUAGACGCGCAUCCUUCCGAGAACGGCGGCGUGACGCGGUUGGACGAUGGCCUGCCGGAUUUCUACACCAAGCGGGUCUUACUGGACAGUCAGAUCUCCUCCCACGGUCACACCCAGGCCCUGAGGCGAAAGAAGAAGCGAGGCAUGCUGUCCAUCCUCACGGGCCUCAUGAAGAACCGCAGCACCGUGUGCGACUCGCUGGAGCCCGACGCCAGGGGCGGGGCCUGUGGUGAUGAAUGCCGCACCUGUGUCACCACAGAGAAUGUGUACUCCGUGAUUCAGCACUCUAAGGAUCUUGAGGGGGUGGAGCCACCAGUUGAGGGAGCCAAUGGGAUGCUCAUGGAAUUUGGCAUGGAGAGGACUCCUCAGCUCUCCCGACGGCCAGUUUACGGAAUACCGCUGCCGGGGAUGAGGGGCUUCAGCCCCCCCCGCCCCUUAAAGAAACAACAGUCACCUGACUACAGUGAGGUGUUGAGCUCCUCAGAGGUCAGCCUCACCAGCGAAGAGGCUUCCAGGUCAUCUGACUGCCAGGCCGAGGGGCAGACAGCGCCCAAGGACGGUCGCAGCCAAUCGGACGGCCAGAGACUGAACCUCCCUUCAUCUGAGACGGAGGCAGAGGCGGGGCCAUGCGAGAACCAGCAGAAGCCGGAGCAUAAGAUCGCCUGCAAAAGGCUCCUUGCCACUGCGCGACACUGCCACCCGGAGGCGGGCUCAAACAAAUGGUCAGAAGGUGAUGAAGGCGAGAGCGCGUGGGAUCGGCAGGGGAAUGAGGAAGAGGAGGGAAAGGGACCUCAACGAGGGCGACCGCGACAAGCCGAGCUAGAAACUCCAUUCAUUCUUGAAGAGAUAUACAGUUCUCCUAAGAAGAUGCGUGAUGUACCCAAUGAGAAAAGACCGCUGCACUCUGUACCGCCUCCUGCCCCGCCCAGCGCCACCAAGCCUGUAUUUAGAGUGGUAGAUUCCCCUGUCACUCAAGGGUUAGGUGAUGAGGGAGAACCCAGCUCAAUCAGAGACCUCACCAACGCUCCAGCAAGCCUAAAGUCCCUCGCGUGUGAGGAAGACAAAUGGUCAGAAGGUGAUGAAGGCGAGAGCGCGUGGGAUCGGCAGGGGAAUGAGGAAGAGGAGGGAAAGGGACCUCAACGAGGGCGACCGCGACAAGCCGAGCUAGAAACUCCAUUCAUUCUUGAAGAGAUAUACAGUUCUCCUAAGAAGAUGCGUGAUGUACCCAAUGAGAAAAGACCGCUGCACUCUGUACCGCCUCCUGUCCCGCCCAGCGCCACCAAGCCUGUAUUUAGAGUGGUAGAUUCCCCUGUCACUCAAGGGUUAGGUGAUGAGGGAGAACCCAGCUCAAUCAGAGACCUCACCAACGCUCCAGCAAGCCUAAAGUCCCUCGCGUGUGAGGAAGGUCAUCAGAGUUCGGUUUCAAGCAGCAGCGAUACCUCGUGACCAAUCAGCACUCACGGUCUGGUUUUCUAUGCGGGCAGAAAGGUUCCAUGGCGUACAGCGUGAGAGGAGAUUUCUGAACGUCACUAGAAAUCGAUAGCAGGACAAAAACGUAAUAAAAACAGCUCUUAUUCUCCCAGUUACGUCUCUGUAACACAGUGGGUUUUUAUCGACUCGCACACAUUUACAAACGCAAGCACCCCCGCGUACAUUCCAUUUGAGAGAGGUCGUAUCAGGUCACAUCAGUUUAUUCAGUUCAUUCUGUUCUGUGCCAUUCAUAACCAGUUCAUUCUAGUUAAAGUGCUGAACUCCCUCUCUCCCUCUCUCCUUCUCUCUCUCUCUCUCUCCCUCUCUCUCCCUCUCCCUCUCUCCUUCUCUCUCUCUCUCCUUCUCUCUCUCUCUCUCUCUCUCCCUCUCUCCUUCUCUCUCUCUCUCUCCCUCUGAUUUAUCAACCUUGUCUCUCGAUCAUCAGACAAUCCUUAGCACACCCACACCUGCUUUUAAAGGUACAACGCGUAACAUGUCUGUGUUGCACGUCCCGAGCCAGAUAUUGUUGGCUUAUGUAGCUUUGAUCUCAAAAUGUGAUGCGGUCGCCAUGCCAACCCGUCCGUUUAUUUCCAGCUUACAGCCUGUAAACAUUCACUGUGUAGCGUUUCAUACUUCUAAUGUUUCUACUGUCCUCAAGUAAUAUUCAUACUCGUGUUAAUAUUUAAUGGACAUUUCUUAACAUAUUGUAUCUUUAAUCUAAUGAGCAUUGAAAUGUGUAAAUAAAUAAAAUAUAAAUGAGAUUUUGCACUAAUCAUUGAUUCAGUAAUAAUUGCUAUUUCUGUUGUGAAUGUUAAAUUUGCCAGGGCAAGGUGUUGUAUGUUUGUUUUUUAGAGAUGACAAUAUCAGGAUCAUUUUUAUUGUUCCAAUCAUGUCCUUGUCCUGAUCAAUAUUAUGAACAUAGCUGCUAACUAUUUUAUGCUAUCGAGUGAGAAUUUGCCAGUUUACAGUUUGCUAUGUUUUCUACUGACAGUGAUGUACAUCUGACUAAGUAAAUAAAAUGGAGACUCUCUG
Electrophorus electricus (electric eel) is the source of this 5625-nucleotide messenger RNA. It is a transcript of the gene carmil3, whose product is annotated as capping protein regulator and myosin 1 linker 3. The record is from RefSeq and is a predicted model, not a curated record. Gene Ontology annotation, cellular component: plasma membrane; lamellipodium. Gene Ontology annotation, molecular function: protein binding. NCBI's taxonomy places the organism in Eukaryota, Metazoa, Chordata, Actinopteri, Gymnotiformes, Gymnotidae. Gene Ontology annotation, biological process: cell migration; regulation of Arp2/3 complex-mediated actin nucleation.